CCUUAUCUCUAGAGGAACGUACCCAAGAGGCAUUUAAAACCCUGUCGUUUCAAUCCUGCUCCAGUCCUUGAACAGACACUGCCAAGAUGAACUCUAUUGUUGUCAUUGCGUCUCUGGUGGUUUUGUGUGCCGUGCAGGCGCAGGGUGUACCAACGACAACGAAGCCGCAUCAUCACCACAGUCACCAGACGCAUGCCGCCCAUGCCCACACCACACACGAGGCCAAGGAGACAGAGAACUACUCCUUCGUCUAUGACGGGAGAAGUCAUGACCUCGUGGUGAAGACGGCUGACCAGUGCUAUGUCAUGCCACUGACGGACAGACAGAGAGGCAUGAUCCACGACCCUGCUGAGAUCAAGAAAGUUGAGGCUGCGGCACUCAAGCUGAUCAUUGACAACUCUAUCCAGACCCCUGUUGACCAGUCCAUUCUUGACCACCAUCUUGCACAUUUCUGCAAAGGUUCCGCCAAGAUCAUCGUGCUGGCCAACAAUUAAACUAUGUUCCCAUUGUCAUAACGUUUCUACUCAUGUAACUUAAGAUGCCCUGUGGUUGGAAGAGAAAUAUAAACUGGAUUAUGGAA
Messenger RNA from Haliotis rubra (blacklip abalone), 580 nucleotides. RefSeq lists its product as uncharacterized. The record is from RefSeq and is a predicted model, not a curated record. Bases 87 to 494 code for a protein of 135 amino acids. Lineage: Eukaryota; Metazoa; Mollusca; Gastropoda; Lepetellida; Haliotidae. The transcript is spliced from 4 exons.